GAUCUUAUUCCAUCAAAGAACUGAAAAGUCCUUCUUAGCAUUGCAAAUAUAGAGUUUGUCUUAUUGACAUUUUCACUGAUAUGUCUGUCAAAGUUGAGUUCAGAGUCAAUAAUAAUACCAAUCUCUUUUUCUUUUUCUUUUUUUACUUUUUGUAGGGGUUUUCAGUAUUUUCAGUACUUUGAUUACUUUUUGUAGGGGUUUUGAUUUUAGUGUGUAUAUAACAUACACAUAUCUGUGUAACGUCGCCGUAGGGAUAUAAGAGAGAUGACUCUGAAUAAAGUACACUGAAGUUGGUUUACAAGUUUAUUUACAAUAUUUACACAUGAUUAAAGUUCACACCAAACAUUCCAGAAUCACACACACUUUCAUGUAAAGUAAUUCACAAUCCAACACCUCUUUCUUAUGUUACAUAAUAAUACGACAUUCCUCGCGAGGAGCAAUGUUAUAUGUAAACAAAUGACUAGCGCUAUUAAAUAUGAACAAAACAUUAUAAAGUGAUUAAAUACCGCUACAACUGGUUCUGGUCCGGGUUUACCAAUAUGCUUGUGCUUUCAUUUUUCUUGAUGAAAUUUCAGUAGCCAGGUUUCACUCCAUAUUGAAAGUUUAUUAAAGUCUGUUUGUAGUUAUACUACAUAUCGUUCGUGUCGCUAAUGAUGCUGAAGAUCUUUUUGUCGUCGGCGAACAGGCAUACAUCGGAGUCAACCAUUUUGGGUAAGUCAUUUAUGAGUAUGACGAACAACAGCGGUCCCAAAACGAAUCCUUGUGGAAUCCCAGAUGUCAUGUUUGACCAGGAUGAGUACUCAUUAUUCACGUAAACUUGCUGGACUCUAUCUUAUAGAAAGCUGCUUAUCCAGCUAGAUAUUGGUUCCUCAAUGCCAUAUGCUUUGAGUUUGUUCAUCAAUUUUUUAUGUGGUACUGUAUCAAAAGCUUUCAUGUAAUUCGUGUAUGCAACAUCUACAUAUUUCCCUUUAUCUAGAGCUUCUGUCCAUCUACCAAGUACGUUUAAAAGUUGGAGUGACGUAGACCUUCCCGAGAUGAAUCCAUACUGUCGGAAGUUUAUAUCCCGAAACAUGUCCCAUUGAAUCUGGAUUAUGAAUAAAUACAAGAACGUUCUGAUUGGUGAGGCAGCUAGCGGCUGGAAGCAGUUGAUUGGACGAUUUCACUGGUUGGACGACAAUGAGAUUGCAAUGCAUCUGAUAGAUGUCCAUGAACAACACUGUAAGGGGUCAUGUCCUUUAGAGAGUAGAAUGUCCAGGGCUGGAGAAACUAGAGCAGACCAGUAUACAGGACAACCGUCAAUGUCCAGGGCUGGAGACACAGAUGUAACAAAGCACAAGGAAGAACAAGCAGACCUGUCUCUUGAUUUGGAAGUUGAUGAGGGUGCAGAAUCUGUCGAUGAGGGUGCAGAAUCUGUCGAUGAGGGUGCAGAAUCUGUCGAUGAUGAUUCAAGUGGGGAGAGUGACCAUUUAAUGAUCAGUGAUGAAGAAGUUGAUGUAAAACUAGUACCAGAAUUUAUGGAUUACAUCCCCCAAAACUCUGGAUCCACCUGCCUACGAGAAGAUGACUUCCUCCUUCCAUCAACUAACAAAUCAACAGACCCAGGGGGAGAUAACCUCUUGGAUACACUGACCACUGUGAAACAAGAACCAGUGGGAGGUAACUCGGGGAGUACUGUGAUACAAAAUGUAGCAUGUGUCAGACAUACAGAGGCAGACAGCAGUGCAGUGAAAACUGAACCAGGCUUAAGUGUAGAAGAACAAUAUCCACAUCCUCUAUCAGGGAUUCAGAAUUCACUAGAGACCAGCAGUUUUUCAAUGGGUAUUACUUGGCCUUUACUUAACACUGAGAAAUUCCAUCAGAAGAUACUGAACUCAGCGAAAACAGAGAAUGAACUUCUUCUCUCAUCGUCGGGGCCUGUCUUAAGGCUAAAAACACCACAUACAACAAAUUCUUUGGAGUCGUCUGAAAUUUUCUACAAUGCUCAAGAUAUGUGUGGUGUACCAAUUGUUUCCAGUCAAAGUGGCAGGACAACACAGAAUAUAUCAUUCCUGAAAGCAAUACCUAGUGAUAAUUAUUUAACAUCACCACCUCAUUCACUGACUCCAAGGACAGGAAGUGUUGGAUCCCAGACACUGAGGACAGCGACACCUAGUGGUGGUCUGAGUCAGUCAUCUCUAUCCCAGACACUGAGGACAGCGACACCUAGUGGUGGUCUGAGUCAGUCAUCACUAUCUCAGGCACUGAGGACAGCGACACCUAGUGGUGGUCUGAGUCAGUCAUCACUAUCUCGGGCACUGAGGACAGCGACACCUAGUGGUGGUCUGAGUCAGUCAUCUCUAUCCCCGACACUGAGGACAGUGACACCUAGUGUCGGUCUGAGUCAGUCAUCACUAUCUCACACACUGAGGACAGCGAAACCUAGUGGUGGUCUAAGUCAGUCAUCAUUACCACUGACAUUGAUUCUUAAAAGAGCCACAGGUGGCCUGUUCAUGAUAAGACCACCGACCCCUAACAAUAAUGAACCAAGUUUUAGUGCCAGACAGCCUCACAUUCUGAACACUAAGACACUAAGUGAUAGCUUACUUAGUCUGCCUGCUCCUUAUUUACCACAGUUUAACUUAACAUGUAGUUCAGGAGGAGAUGUACCACCACAGCAAUCAUCAUCAGACACAGCAGUCAGUAGAACAUUGAACUCAGGAGGGCAGCCAUUGUUGUCCACACCUACAGAACGAAUGAUAAUUCCCAAGGAAACAGAUGAAAAGGAGAACCUACAGUAUGGAAGAAGUUCAUCAAACGGUAGGGAGACCAAGAAGAGGCCCUUCCCCUACAGUGAAGAAGCAGGAUGUUACCAGUUUGACUUGUCAACAGAAAUCGAGGAGGAAAUCUCCAAACUAGCGAGGAAAGAAACAUUGGAUUCCAACAAGUUCCGAAGCAAGUUAACUCACAAGAAAACUGCAGGAGACAUCAGAUUGCUGUAUGUGUAUCUGCACAGCAUAGGAGAACAUCAGAAAAUCCACAAAAUUCCACCCAGGGAACUGGACUUCCAUCUCCACAAAUUUUUCAAUUGUGUUCGAAAAGGAAAUGGUGAGGAGUAUGAACCAUUUAGCCUUCGAGCUAUGGCAGAUAGUUUUGAACGAUAUCUGAAAAGCUACAACUAUGGCUACAGCAUUUUUCAGAGCAAGGAGUUUACCUGGACCAAAGAAGUAUUACAGGACAGGAUGAAACAGCUGGUGGAGAAUGGAAAGGGAAACUUUAACCAAAGAUCCCACACCCUCACUGCCACAGAUGUUGAUAAACUGUUUGAAUCAGGUCAGCUGGGAAAUAGAAAUCCUGCUUGCUUGCUAAGGACAAUGUGGUUUAUUAACACGGUGUAUUUAGGUAUCAAAGGUAGCAAAGAGCAUCAUCAACUGAAAUGGGGAGACAUUAAACUAUGUUGUGACAAAAAAGAUAAUUUAGAAUUCUUGGAAUAUAGGAGACGGGAAACUGCUGCAGGCUGCGUAAAGUCCAGACAAGGACAUGUGAGAGUCGUGUUUGCCAACACGAUGGAUGUGUCACGUUGUCCUGUGGCGCAUUACAAGCUGUACAGAGAUUUGAGACCUCCCGGUUACAGCAAUCCAGGAGAUCCGUACUAUUUAGUAUCUACCUCUGGUGUUGUACCUGAGAGGUGUUUCAGAACCCAAUCUGUUGGUGUCAACAAGCUGAAUAAAUUCAUGUCAGUCAUGGCUAAAAAUGCAGGUCUGAUUAAUGAAAAUCAGAAGGGAAGACGAUUCACGAACUUCUCGGCCGUGAAGUACCAUGUACUGAAGGAGAAAAUAUCUGUGUUAGCCGAGACAGAACGAGAGCCCUUCUGUCAAGUGCGUAUAUCUACAAAACCUAAUACAGCUCCACUAUGAAGUACGUACUACAAACUAAGAUAGCGUAACGUGGUGAAAGAAAGAAGACCAUGCAAAUAAGACGGAGCUCCAUAUUGAAAUUCAACACACAAAAUAUUAAAGAGAGGAGGACAGAGCUGUGUCGUUUGUAUUAAAUAACACAAACUAUAAAAAAUGGGAUGGCGUUUUGCCACAACCGUUUUGCCACAACCUAAAACGAAGUUACGACUACAGACACCAGUACAGUACACUAAGGACUGUAUUAGAACUCGUUCAGCUGCCACGACUUGUUGUUGAUUAUUGUUAUAUCUUUCUUUGUUGGAAUAAAAUUGCCAAAUUCGA
Messenger RNA from Ostrea edulis (European flat oyster), 4214 nucleotides. RefSeq lists its product as uncharacterized. Bases 1092 to 3893 code for a protein of 933 amino acids. The record is from RefSeq and is a predicted model, not a curated record. Lineage: Eukaryota; Metazoa; Mollusca; Bivalvia; Ostreida; Ostreidae. The transcript has 9 exons.